Messenger RNA from Brienomyrus brachyistius, 3672 nucleotides. RefSeq names its product serine/threonine-protein kinase 24-like. Lineage: Eukaryota; Metazoa; Chordata; Actinopteri; Osteoglossiformes; Mormyridae. Bases 657 to 1952 code for a protein of 431 amino acids. The transcript has 11 exons. Gene Ontology annotation, biological process: protein phosphorylation. The record is from RefSeq and is a predicted model, not a curated record. Gene Ontology annotation, molecular function: protein kinase activity; ATP binding.
CGCGGCGCUACUAGACUCGGACCCGCCCCGAUGUCGGAGUGACAGCGCUGACAAGAUGGCGGAGGGCAUCGCAGGGAAGUGAGGAGCACGGCGCCACAUUAUAGCGCUGGAAACGCAGCAAGAAUUGGACAGGACCCCCUGGGUGCCGCAAGCCGCCUGCUGCCAGGCGGUCCCGGGUUGUGGGCAGCGCGGAGCGGCUCAGGGCCGAGCGUCGGCGGAGGACAGGCUGGGAGAGACUCGCUAAGCGGCUGUUUUGCGGUGGAGCAAAGCGCCCGUUUGGCUUCAUCAAGGAAUUAGAGCGAAAUGCUGCGAAACUUAACAACUCCGGGAUAUUCCGUCCCCGCCUAGGCGACAGGCGGCUGCUGCCCGCCGCUCCUUUCCCUUGUUUCCCCUCUUUUUUUGUUCUUUGCCCUCCUGUCGUUUUGCACGUUAUUUCUCGCAGCGCAUCGGCGCCUUGGUCCGAAUCCGGAGAGAGACGCUCGGGACGCGCUGUUCCGACCCCCCCGGCUCCAAGUAAUUUACAAAAGAGCCUCUUUUUUUGCUUUGACGGACUAACAAGACUGGACAUCCAAGCAAACGCCACGGGACCGUUGGGGGGCGUGAUUUGAGGGCGUUUUUUGCUUUUCUUUUUAUCUGGCCACUUUGCUCAGGUGGACAUGGCUCUCUCCCCGGUGCAGGGCGGCCUCCCGGGGAUGCAGAACCUAAAAGCGGAUCCUGAACAGCUGUUUACUAAACUGGAGAAGAUUGGAAAGGGCUCAUUUGGGGAAGUCUUCAAAGGCAUCGACAAUCGAACUCAGAAAGUAGUGGCUAUUAAAAUCAUCGACCUUGAGGAGGCAGAGGAUGAAAUAGAAGACAUUCAGCAGGAGAUCACGGUGCUGAGCCAAUGUGACAGUCCCUUUGUAACCAAGUACUAUGGAUCAUAUCUAAAGGACACAAAAUUAUGGAUCAUCAUGGAAUAUUUAGGUGGGGGAUCGGCUCUGGACUUGCUUGAGCCUGGAGCCUUGGAUGAGACACAGAUAGCCACAAUCCUACGGGAGAUACUCAAGGGACUAGACUACCUGCACUCAGAAAAGAAAAUCCACAGAGAUAUUAAAGCUGCCAAUGUCCUGCUCUCGGAGCAAGGGGACGUGAAGCUGGCCGACUUCGGUGUGGCAGGUCAGCUGACAGACACACAGAUCAAGAGGAACACAUUUGUGGGCACCCCAUUCUGGAUGGCGCCGGAGGUCAUCAAGCAGUCUGCAUAUGAUUCCAAAGCAGACAUUUGGUCCUUGGGGAUCACGGCCAUCGAGCUGUCCAAGGGCGAGCCACCGCACUCCGAACUGCACCCCAUGAAGGUACUGUUCCUCAUCCCAAAGAACAACCCGCCCACGCUGGAGGGGAACUACAGCAAGCCGCUCAAGGAGUUUGUGGAGGCCUGCUUGAACAAGGACCCCAGCUUUAGACCCACAGCCAAAGAACUCCUGAGGCACAAGCUGAUCGUGAGAUAUGCCAAGAAGACGUCCUACUUGACCGAGCUCAUCGACAAGUACAAGCGGUGGAAGGCGGAGCGGUCCAAGGAUGAGUCCAGUUCGGAGGAGUCUGAUUCGGAGCAGGAUGGCCAGGCCUCGGGCAGCGACGGCUCGGCUGGCGACGACUGGAUCUUCAACACCAUCCGAGAGAAGGAUCCCAAGCGGCUGCAUAACGGGAUGGUCCAGUCCAAGGAGCUACCGGGCACCCGGGUGGAAGACACUCCAAGGAGACCCUCAUCAGAGAGUUUGUCCGCGAUAUUGACGCCACUGUUUGAGGAGCUGAAGGAGAGCAUCACAGCGGUCGGGCAGACGUCAGGCGCCGUGGACGAGCUGAGGGAUGCCGUCUUCCUCGCAGAGGAGUCCUGUCCCGGCAUUUUGGACAGCAUGGUGUCCCAGCUGCUUCAGAGGUUCUCCAUAACUGGGGCAGCAUCCUCAUCCCAGUGAGACCAGCGGGGGCCACCAGACAGACAUUGGACAGCCUGGGUGAGGUUCCCCCCCCCCCCCCAGGAGCCGUGUUCAACCCCUCAGCUGCUAGGAACCAACGUUCUUCCCAUCCUGUUUUUGUCCUAGUGCACAUAUGAGAGAGGGGUAUAACCGGCGGGUUCAUUUUUAUUAUCCUUGUGGUGGGGGUGAAGGGUCUUGCCAAUACGUCUGGCCCCCUCCCAUCCCCGCACCUACUGUAACAUACCUGUGAGUCGCAGCUGAGUGUCUGUGCCCCUUGAUCCGGCUGCCCCUCCACCCGUAACGGCGUGAGACACACGCAGCUGACCACAGAGCUCCCUUCGUGGAGACUCUCAGAAGCAGCCGUGUCUCCACAAGAGGGCGUCCCACACGCGCGUGCCGAGUCAAAGGUCCCAUUUCACAUGUGCAAGUGUGAAUUCUCAAACGUGUGUUUUUUGUAUAUGGCUGAUCUCACACGUACAUGUGUACAUGCGUAAGAAUCCCGUGCACAUUGGGGAAGCCUCGCUUGGAGGGACGAAGUGUCUUUUCAUAAGCUCAGGUAUCCUGCUUUAAGGAUAGCUCCACAGGGUACGGGUAUGGUGCAUGGGGGUCUGCAGAAGGCGAUCGCUGUGCACACACGACUGCCUCUUAGGAUAACUGCAGUCCUAAUAAAAAUGGCCGCAGUUUUAAAAAGGGGGGAGAUAAAACCUCAUCGUUAUCAAUGUUAGUGUUUUUAUAUAUUUUUUAAAUUUUGAUCUGAUUUUAUUUCUGAUCACUAAAAUGUUUUAAUCUGUACUCUGUGUCUAGAUGGGAUGAUGAUGGUCAUGAUCACCAUCGUUUUUUUUGUGGUUCUCCCUGGACGUUAGAGACUAAGUGGUGGCAGGUCGAUGUUGUCAGAGCGUGGCCCUAUAUGGUCCUGGGAAGGCAGCGUGAUACCCCUAGCUUCUGCUGGCCCAGGGGAGUCAUUUUCAUUUUCCAACCCGGCUUCCCUGCCCUGCACCGCUCCCCGCAGGCCUCACUGUGCCAGUGCGGUGCCCAAGUCUUCCAGCUGCACCUUCCAGUGGUGCCGGCAUCUGCUACCCAGCAGUCUGAUUUGCACUCUCACUGUACAGACUGGCUGCCAGCAGCCUACAUCAGCUCUCAAAUCCUCAGUUGGGGGCACUGCAGGAUUUGCACAGGUGUGUGUAUGUGAGGCUUUUUAAAAAUUAUUCUCCUUAAAUCCCUGUCCUGUCUUUGUGUGCCCUCCAGCAGAACCGGGCCAUCCACUGGAUCUGGUUCUGAUCCUGUCAUCCACUGACACAGUGGUUUAAGUGCCAUGUCACCUGCCCUCCUGGUUUAUCACAUCCUGCUCGUUUCCAUUUCUCGGUUGCACUUUGUCAAAUGUCUAUUAUUAGUAUUUAAUGAUUUAAAGGUACCAGAGGUCUUGUCUUUUAUUUCUUACAGUUGCUACUGUACCUUUGCAAGUAUGGCAAUAAUGCAGUGUUCACUGGAUGUUCUUCAGGACCCUUAUGUUGUAUGAAAUCAAAAUCCAAUAUUUUUCUAACUAUAAAGAGCAAGUAUUGUAGUACAGAAUAAAUUUUAAAAUCUGAUUAUUACGGAAGACCUCUUUAUUGUAAGUUAUGAGGAAACACUGCAGGUAGAAAUUGUAAAUUUCACUUCUGUAACACUGUUUACAGUCCUGUAUAUAAUCCUUACUUCUGAUAUUAAAAUGCUGAGCUAUUUA